GAGAGAGCGCGCGCGCAGGGGUCCCCUGCAAAAGACUCGCGCGUCCCGCUCAGUGCAGACGCGCGGUAGCCCUCCAGGCGAGCUGACGGAGGCCCCGAUUCCCUUGGGUGAAUUACGCAGAAAAAUCCAGGGACCUUCCGGCCAAGGUCUUGGCUGCCGUAACCUCACCUUGCGCGGUCCGCAGGGAAAGCCUGGGAAGGAGGAUGUCAAGAGCGAGCGCUACGGCCCCCCAUCCCAUUUCCACCUCCGCGAGCCCAGCUAACGCGCUCCUGGCGCGCCUGCCAGCCGCGCCCUCACCUCAGAGGCGCGGAGUCCUGGUGGGCGCAGCGCGGGCGCCGAGGGGUAGCGAGCGGGAGCGGCGAGGAGCCGCCGGGAUCCCGGGGCAAGCCGCACUGAGAGGGCGCCGAGUGUCUGAAGCGGGGCGCUGGGGCUCGGGACGUCUGGGGCUCCCGUCGGAGUCCCAGGAGUGAUCCUGCGGCGGGCUGGAGGAUCUGGAGACUCAGCCGCGGGUCCCCCGGCCCGUCCUCAAGCAUGAGCCGCACCGCCUACACUGUGGGAGCCCUGCUUCUCCUCUUGGGGACCCUGCUGCCCGCCGCCGAAGGGAAAAAGAAGGGGUCCCAAGGUGCCAUCCCCCCACCAGACAAGGCCCAGCACAAUGACUCCGAGCAGACUCAGUCUCCCCAGCAGCCGGGCUCCAGGAACCGGGGGCGUGGCCAGGGGCGUGGCACGGCCAUGCCCGGGGAGGAGGUGCUGGAGUCCAGCCAGGAGGCCCUGCAUGUGACCGAGCGCAAAUACCUGAAGCGAGACUGGUGCAAAACCCAGCCGCUGAAGCAGACCAUCCACGAGGAGGGCUGCAACAGCCGCACCAUCAUCAACCGUUUCUGCUACGGCCAGUGCAACUCCUUCUACAUCCCCAGGCACAUCCGGAAGGAGGAGGGCUCCUUUCAGUCCUGCUCCUUCUGCAAGCCCAAGAAGUUCACCACCAUGAUGGUCACCCUCAACUGCCCCGAACUGCAGCCGCCCACCAAGAAGAAGAGGGUCACGCGAGUCAAGCAGUGUCGAUGCAUAUCCAUCGAUUUGGAUUAAGCUGGGCACAGCCAGCCUGGCCUAGGGAUGCAGCCCCAGGCGGGCCCAGAGCCAGACCUAAAACGACCUGAUUCUUACUUGGCUUCAACCUACAGGCAAGAAGAACCACCAGCUGCCUUCGGACAGGAGCCUGCUAGCGCGUAGUCUGUAUGCAUGAGUGUGCGUGCGUGUCUGGGGGUUUGCAGACGCCAGAGGAGGGCACUUCCUAUAUGCAAACGUAUCCGCUUCCACGGGGCUGGCACAGAAAGCCCACCCCCGGGGAGGCACGUGAAAAGGGGCAGGGCUGCGGUCAGGUGCUGCCGGUGUAUUCCACGUGCCCUCCUGGGGACCAGAAUCUCCCUUCUGAAUGAAUGUUAAUGCAAGAGGCUCCUCUGAGGGCAGGAGACCUGUUUUAGUGCUGCGUUAUACUUGGAAAAGGUAUUUCUGCCUGUGCUUGCUUCUUCCCCCUCGCCUCCUCCCUUCCACAUCCAUCCCUUCUUACUAUCUCAGUGACUGUUUCAGUCUAAUUCCCUCUCUGCCCGGAACUCUCAGUUAGCUCACUUGACCACAGACCUGACUGUUUCUCAUUUGGGGAAGGGUCUUCCGACUCGGGGAAGCUGGUGUGCGCCAAGGGCAAGAAGGACACAGGAGGGAGAGAAGGGAGGCACGGAGUGGGAGGCCAGUUGGGCACAGCACGAGUUCCGUAGGGAGAUGUGCAGAGUCUUGAAAGGCCAACCCCGAGACACAGUGCGACCCAUGCUUCAGCAAGUUUCUCCUGGUAUUGAACGGAAACCAAGUGAACAGAGGAGAAACGAAAUUGCCAAAAAAGCACUAACUUUGGCUGUCGCUGUGAUCUGUUGAAAUUGGCCGUAACCCAACCCAACGCCAAACUUAAAACAUAAAUAUUGACCACUCCUCUUUUCAGAACCGAGUGAGUGAGCAAAACCAAGAUGACCCCUACCCCCCUUCACCCCUCAGGCAGAAAAUAGAUGUAGUCCAGAUGCUGGGAUAGGAAGAAAACAAACACCUCAAAAGCAGAAGGUCCUCGGAUCUUUCCUUUUGCUUGGUUGUAAUCACCUCUUUCCCAGUUCAUUACUUCUGUGUGAUGCUUCUGAGAGCCACAACCCUGUGUUAUAAAGAGUCUGCCUCUGCUAAGUGCACCUGGCAGUGAAGAACCAGGCUGAGACGGGAGAGUUGAGGGUGUGCUCCUUUUGAGUUAGAAGUAUACCGUGGGUCUUCUUGUUUUAGCCAUUGGUGGGAGAUUGAGCUGGGGAGCAGAGGAGAAUAAAGAAGUAAAGGAGACUGCCUCUGGCUACGGAGUAGUUUAAGGCCUGGGAGGAGGUAUAAGGGAUGUGCCCUCCCCUUCUUCCUUUGCUUUCUCAGGGUCUAAUGGGAAAUCCCAGUUAAGAAAUCAGAGUAUCUGGGGGGGAAUAAAGUCAGAUCCUUCGGGUGCAUUAGCUGUCUCUCUACUGGUAGACCCCUCCUCUGAUUAAACUGGGGCUCCUCCCCGUCCCUGCUUAGGAUUUAUCUAACAGACAAAUUGCAGGGCGGGUGGACCUUACUGCGUUUUGGAUUUGGUUCACCCGUUCUCUUCAAGCCUGAGGUUUUCUAUGUAAACCCAUCCCCACCCACCAAGACACUUUUUUUUCUUUUUUUGCCUUGUACCUUCUCAUCCUCCCUAGCCAAGUCACGUGUGAUAUGGGAAACAAGCACCAUUGACUAGCAUUUUAGUUACCCAUCCAGGCGCCAGCAUUGCACUGAAGAGGCUGCUUUUAUUUUAUUUUAUUUUAUUUUUUGGUGCAGCGCUCUCCCAUCUAACAGCUAAGCCGGAACCAUACUUUGAGGCAGAAGUUCUCUUAAACACCCAAAAUCUUGGGUUGAGUUUUGAAACUUUUGAACUCACUACUGAUGAUGAUUCCACACGAGGCAAAUUUGUCUGAACACACAUUCCGUGUAUUUCGUGUACACUUUAUGACCCUGCCCUAAAUCUAUCAUCCACAUCUUCCAACAAUAAAGCACAGAAUGGAUUUAAUUAAGCACACAAAUACUAAGCCAGAAUUUUGAGGGUGGGGGAGAGGAAAAGAAAGGGGAAGGAGCUCAACAUGUAAAAAACCACACCAGAGAAGAAAAAUGACAUUCAGAACCAGCAGACACUGAAUUUCUCUUGUUGUUUUAACUCCGCCACAAGCAUGCAAUUUUGUUAAAAAGAGAUGACUUAAGUUGGCAGCAGGAAUCUUCUUUUAGUAGCUUGUACCACAGUCUUGCAUGUAAGUCGGAUUUGGCUUCAGUAAAGAGAAUUUCCUCAAAAUUAACUUCACUGGGAUAAUCAGCAGCAUAAGUACCCUGAAAAAAACCAGCGCUAGCCAAAGAGGGAAAUGUCUGCUUUUCUUACUGUGCCUAUAUUAAGACUAGCAAAGUAUGGUGUGUCUUCCAACAUUUAUUGAAAGUGCCAUAUCUAUUACAUAUUGUAUUGGAGUCACCGAUGAAGAGUAUGUUUUUUUCAUUACUAUAGUAGAAUUUUUUAUGGCAAGAUAUUUGUGAUCUCAAUCUUUCCUAUUAAAAUAACGCCAAACACCAAAUAUGAAUUUUAUGACGUACACUUCGUGCUUGGCAUUAAAAGAGAAAAACACACAUCCUGCAAGGCUGUAAGUUGUUUUUUGUUAUUGUAGUUCUUCAAAGUUAAACAAUGUAAGUGAAAAAUCUGGAGGAAAAGUUAAUUUCCACUGUGUGGAAUGUGAAUAGUUAAACAAAAAGUUAUGGUUAUUUAAUGUAAUUAUUAAUUCAAAUCCUUUGGUCACUGUGAUUUCGAGCAUUUGCUUUUUCUCCUUUAUUUGACUUCCUCUGAGUUGAGCAAGGAAGAAAGUGGCACAUUGUAUGUUGUUGGAGGCUUUUAUCACGUCAGAGGGAAACAAUAAAAUCUUGGCACAUCUGAACGUCUGUUACAGAGUCAGGACACGAGCUUUUGCUUUUUUUUUAAUCGAAUGUUCCUUAAAGGUUAACAUUUCUGAAGCAAUAUGAAGAAAGAUUUUAAAUGUUAUUUUGGAAGACUUAUGACAUGUGUAUACAAAUAGCAGACAAUAAUGAAUAGCUCACAAGUCCUUUUAAGGAGAAAAUCUAAAAUGAAAAGUGUAUGUGCAGAACAUGUCUAAAUGACCAGUUAAGGCUUAAGAGUGGAAGGAGUUCUAUUGAUUUGUCAUUCUCAAGAUAUUUAAUAUCAACUGCAUUAUGUAUUAUGUGUGCUUUAAUCAUUGAAAAACAACAAAGGAUUAUAUAGACUAUGAUUGAAUUAUUUUGUUAUGUAUGAGGAUGAGAGGCGAUUUAAUAGUCUCAUAAAAGUUAAUUUGGUUUAAAGCAAAGUUUUAUGAAUCUGUAACUAGAAUUUGAUUUUAAUCCCAAUUAUGUUCUAUAUCACCUUUCCCAGAAAGCAACCAAUAAAUCGAAACUCUUCUCUGUG
Messenger RNA from Ailuropoda melanoleuca (giant panda), 4519 nucleotides. RefSeq names its product gremlin 1, DAN family BMP antagonist (gene GREM1). Gene Ontology annotation, biological process: animal organ morphogenesis. The transcript has 2 exons. Gene Ontology annotation, molecular function: BMP binding; receptor ligand activity. The coding region runs from base 532 to 1086 and encodes 184 amino acids. The record is from RefSeq and is a predicted model, not a curated record. NCBI's taxonomy places the organism in Eukaryota, Metazoa, Chordata, Mammalia, Carnivora, Ursidae.